GUCUCCUUUUAAGGCCUCACGGAGAAGCAGGUGGGGAACAGUUGAAGACGGGUGGUGGUUUUGUUGGCCCUGUACUUGGUUUAGGCUGACUCCCUGUGGAUUCAGCUUGACAGCCGAAGUCGCUGCAAAGGGAAUCUCAAGGGGUCAAUAUCUACGGCAUCAUCAUGUCAGCGUGGAUCAAACGUGGAAGUUACAACCAUGAAUACCACCACAAACAGAGCCAGUAUGUGGUUAAAGAAUAUAGCAGCUCUGAGGCGAUGGAGGAAAGAUAUGAGCACAAAACAAAAACCCGCAUCCAGGAAGUGGUAAGAACAAAAUUGGAUGACAAAUAUGUGCGUGAGGAGCCCAUGAUUAGGGGACCAAAGUUCCUGGUCCGACUCAGAUCCCACAUGGUGUUUGAAAACACUCCAGUCAAAAUCUUCUGUACUGUUGAGGGCUUCCCCAUGCCUGUUGUAAAAUGGUAUAAAGAUGGAAUGAUCCUGGACUUGUCUGGAAGAUAUCUGGUUGAAGCCAAAGGUGGAAUCCACUCCCUGGAGAUCCCAAGAUGCUCAACUGAUGAUACAGCUCAGUACACUGCUAUGGCUGUAAACCUCCAUGGACAAGCCUCCAGUCAGGCCUCCAUUAUUGUGAAGAGAUUCAAGCAGGAGGAAGAGUCCUGUUCAUAUGCAUGGCUGCCUUAUGCAGCUUCUAUGCUUCCAAAGAUCCAUUACACUAAAAUCCACAUUACUUUUUUGGAGAUGUUUGGACCAGUGUUCGCUACCGAGGGUGAAUCUGCCACCCUUUCUGCUACCAUGACCCUGGAACCCAACCUGGCAAACCUACAGCCUGAGGCACAGUGGUACAGAGAUGACACUCGUCUGUUUGACUCUAAAUGGGUGAAGAUUGAAACUGGUAGAGGAUUCAGCAAAUUGACUCUUCCAAAUCUCUACAAAGAUGACGAGGGUCUCUAUACCCUGCGCAUGGUCACUAAAGGAGGCACCGCAGAACACAGUGCCUUUGUCUCAGUCGCAGAUGGUCCUCCUCCAGUCCCUGCUGCACCUGGUGCUCCUAUGGACAUCGAGAUCCAUGAUGCCAAUAGAGACUAUGUCAUUGUGUCAUGGAAGCCUCCUAAUACAACUACAGAGGGUCCAAUCCUGGGAUACUUUGUCGACAAAUGUGAGGUUGGAACUGAAAACUGGACCCAAUGUAACGAUCACCCCAUAAAGAUCUGUAAAUAUCCAGUGUCUGGGCUGUUUGAAGGGCACUCCUUCUACUUCAGAGUCAGAGCUGUUAACUCCCAUGGAAUCAGCAAACCUUCUCGUAUGUCUGAUCCCAUCACUGCUAUGGACCCCACUGAGUUUGAGAGGCUUCACGCCAAAAGGCUUGGAGGAAGACUGGAUGUCGUGUCUUACCAUGACGAAGUUGAAGCUGAAGGAAAACCUCCAGGUGUUCCAUCAGGAAUUAAUCCCUCAGAAAUAGACAGGACCUAUGUUGUUUUGAGCUGGAAAGCCCCAGCGUACACCAGCAGCGCUCCCAUGUGGUACUACAUAGAAAAGUGCAUGGCAGACAGUGGCGCAUGGCAGCGCGUUAACACCCAGGUCCCUAUUCGAUCUCCUCGUUAUGCCGUCUUUGACCUGGCAGAGGGAAAACAAUAUAAAUUCAGAGUUUUGUCUGCCAACAUUUAUGGGACCAGUGAGCCAUCAGAGCCAACUGGACCUAUUCAGACUCAGGAACUCAAAGGUUUGCCUCCAUUUUUCCUUUCCUUCAAUUACACAAUGGGCUUUGUGUCACGUUUGUGUCUCUUCAGGUUUGUGGUUAGUGGUUUGACCACAGGAGAAACCUACGUGUUCCGCGUCCAGGCUAUCAAUGAGCUGGGUCUCAGUGAUGAAUCCCAGGAGUCUGCACCUUUGACUGUCAAGGCUGCCCUUACAAACCCAUCUGCUCCUUAUGACAUUGCAUUGCUGUACUGCGACGGCCAUUCAAUGAUCCUGAACUGGAAGAAGCCUCUUCGCUCUGGAGGAGCAAAGAUCAAAGAGUAUUAUGUGGACAAAAGACGUAGUGGAACAACCAUGUGGAGGGAGGUUCAUAUCCCACCAACCACAGAGAGAGUUUAUAAGGUGGAGAACUUAACAGAGGGAGCAGUCUAUCAGUUCCAGGUCUAUGGAGCCAACCUGGCUGGUCUUGGACCAGCGUCCAAACAUUCAGAAGACCUUACAUGUGAUGCCUGGACAAUGCCAGAACCUGGCCCAGCCUAUGACCUGACCUUUUGUGAAGUGAGAGAUAAUUCAUUGGUGGUUGAGUGGCAAAAGCCUGUCUACACUGGUUCUGGACCAAUCACAGGCUACCAUGUUGAGUAUGCCAAGAAGGGUACUGCUAACUGGAUCACAGCCAAUGAAAAAGCUGCCAGUCACCGCUUCCUAAAGGUAACAGGUCUGGAGGUGGGCACUACCUAUGUGUUCAGAGUGCGUGCAGUCAAUGCUGUUGGAGUGGGUAUGGCCUCAAUGGCCUCUGACCCUGUGACUGCCAAGGCCGUGGCAGGUUCCCAGGAGGUGUCCUGUGUGGUGGAUGAGAAGUCAGGUGACAUUGUUCUGUCAUUCGAGUCCUGCCAGAUAAACGAAGGCUCCAAGUUCAUCUGGAAGAAAGAUUAUAAAGAAAUCACAGAUUUCUCUAAAGGGGUAGUGAUUAAAUCCGAGGGCACCCACUCUAAGCUGAUCUUCAAGAAUGCAGAUAAGGAGGACUUUGGGACGUAUUCUGUUUCUGUCACAAACACAGAGGGAGUGUCAUCCAGCUACACAAUCUCUAAUGAAGAGUUGGCAAAGAUGCUGGCGCUCAGUUAUGAUAUCAGACACCCAGUCAUCCCGCUGAAGUCUGAGUUGGCUUAUAAGAUUCUGGAGAGAGGCCGAAUGAGGUUCUGGCUGCAGGCUGAGGAGAUUUCUUCCAAUGUCACCUACAAAUUCUUUGCAAACAACAAGGAACUGUCUGGAGCUGAUCCCAACAAGAUGGCUCAUGACGUCGCUACAGGGAUCAUUGAGUUCAUCAUGGAUCAUUUCACUGAGGAGAGUGAGGGGACAUAUACCUGCCAGAUCACAGAUGGAGGAGGAAAGGCACAGAGCUCACUGGUUCUGAUUGGAAAUGCUUUCAAGGCAGCACUGGCUGAGGCUGAUUUCCAGAGGAGAGAGUACAUCAGAGUCAAAGAGGGCCCCCACUUUAGUGAGUUUCUAUCACUUCAGAUUGGGGAUGACUGCUCUGUCACUUUGGUCUGCAAGGUUGCUAACUUGAAGAAGGAAUCUGUGUUUCACUGGUUUAGAGAAGACACGGAGAUCAUCCCGGAUGUAAAACCUGACCUGGGAUCAGGAGUCUGUAAACUGACAAUUAGAGAGUUUUCACUGAAGACAGCAGGAAUUUACAAAGCCACCAUCAGUGAUGACAGAGGAAAAGAUAUGAGCCAAAUAAACAUUUCUGGAAAAGUCUUUGACGAUGCCAUAAACAAGCUCAGCCAACUGGCUGGAGCCAGUGCAGCAGAGCUUGUGAUAAACUGCACAGCAACAGGCAUUCAGCUGCAGUGUCACAUGAAGUAUUACACCUCAGAGAUGAACAUCACCUGGUAUCACGGUGAGACUAAACUCUCCCACACUGACAAGAUUGUGAUUGGUGGAACCCCGACUAUGGCAACAAUGGAGGUAGUUGAACCAGUGGAGAAGGACAAGGGCAAGUACUCCAUCGUGAUCACUGAUCCUGAGAACUCACAUAAACGCACACUGGACCUCAGCGGUGAUGUAUAUGAGAAAGCCUUUGCAGAGUUCCAGAAACUAAAGGCCGAGGCAUACGCUGAGAAGAACCGUGGUAAGGUGGUGGGAGGACUGCCUGAUGUGGUCACCAUUAUGGAAAAGAAGACUUUGAGUUUAACAUGUACAGUGUGUGGAGACCCCAAACCUCAGGUGUCAUGGCUGAAGAAUGGAUCGGAAGUCGAGCCUGAUGAUCAGUAUGUGGUCUCCCUGGACCAGGGCAAGUUUGCCAGUCUGACAAUCAAAGGCGUUUCCAUGGAGGAUUCUGGCAGAUAUACCAUGAUUGUCCAGAAUAAAUAUGGAGGAGAGUCUGUGGAUAUAGUGGUCAGUGUGUAUCGCCAUGGGGAGAAAAUCCCUGAGGCAAAACCAACUCUGACCCCUAAAACAAUCAUCCCACCUAAAUUACCAAUUGAGAUCCCUCAGCCUAAGCCACAGCCUGCUCCGAGCGCUGCCCCUUCAACUCCUAGCCCUGCCGCUCCUAAGGCAGCACUGGGAAGAGGGAUGAAGAGUCCUACUCCAAGUCGGAGGAAGUGAAAAGCAAGGCAGAAGAAACGCAAUCACUGGUGCACAAUUAGAACACACAUAGCUGAGAAGCCUUUAUUGGUGUUCUCUAUCUGGAUUGAAAUGGAGCUAAUACUCUUUGCAUUAAAUUAGAGCGUCAAGAAAACCCUGACAUGUGAAAUAAAUCUUGCAAUUGUGAUGGAAAGCAAAAAACAGUUUCAAUGUGAAAUCAUUGUAUAAAAUCAGCAAAAUUAUACUAGAAUAAUAAAAAGCUAGGCACUAUCUAAACAUGAGGAAAUUAGAAAUUAAUUGAAAUGAACUCGAAUAAAGCUACAAAUUGAAUAAAACUUUCUGAAGAAAGAGUGAAA
Neolamprologus brichardi is the source of this 4633-nucleotide messenger RNA. The record is from RefSeq and is a predicted model, not a curated record. Lineage: Eukaryota; Metazoa; Chordata; Actinopteri; Cichliformes; Cichlidae.